Messenger RNA from Triticum turgidum subsp. durum (durum wheat), 1485 nucleotides. The record is from the annotation of a GenBank genome assembly. Lineage: Eukaryota; Viridiplantae; Streptophyta; Magnoliopsida; Poales; Poaceae.
AUGCCGGUGGUAGAGCUUCCCAGCUGCAUCGCUCUGUGCUCGCAGAGUAAUGGCUCCUACCUGCGCUAUGUGCACGAGCAUGGUGAGAGCUUCAGGCAACUGCAGCUCAACGGCAAGGACGCCAUUAACCCCUACACCAGGUACGACGUCGAGGUAUCGCGGGGCCAUAACGGCAGCGGCCUGGUGCACAUCCGAUGCCGCUACAACCGUAAGUACUGGGUGGCUCGUCAGCGGGGCGACGCCUGGUGUAUCGCCGCCGACGCAGAUGAGCCGGAAGAAGACCUGACCAACCCCAAUUGCACUCUGAUUAAACCAAUCAUUGUCACCACCACUGAUGACAGUGGUGAAUCCGUGAUGACCGUUCGGUUCGUCGCCGCCGGCGACGACGAGGUGACGCGGCGGCGCAUGACCUUCGCCAAGGACGACGCCUCUCCAUGCAUGCUCGUGGUGGACGGCGAGCUUGACCACCACGACAGCGCGGGGGACGCGUUCACCGUCCUCAACCUGGAGAACAGCGCCAGGCUGCUCCCCAGCUUUGUCAUGUUCAAGGGCAACAACGGCAUGUUCCUGGCCCCCCGACGGAUAAACAACCGGAACCUCCUCCAGUUCGCGGUGUCCGACAUCGGCGACUUAACCGCUAUGUUCCAUCUCUCCCACAUGAACAACGGCACCGUCCUCAUCGCCCCCGCCGAUCUCAACAGCUCCGCAUCCUACUGGAACCUCGAGAACGGCAACUGGAUCGAGACCAACAUGUCCUUUAGCAACGCCGCCGCCAACACCAGCGCGUGGUUCUGGAUAUACCAGGUGAAGGACAGGUUCGCUAUCCUCAACGGCCGGAGCAAUCGCUUCUGCAAGAGGUUGUCGAUGGGAAACAUCAACAACUGCCUCAACGCGGUCGACCCGACCAUCAUGGCCGAGGCACUCAUCGCAGUGGAGGAGCCCAUCCUCCACCGGGAGAUCCACAGCAUCAGCUACAGGCUGAUGGAGGCCAGGGUGUACGACACCACCAUGCUCACCAUGGCCACCACGGCGGCGGUCAACGACACCUCCACAGAGAACACCAAGAGGCUGCGGCUGGUGUACGAGGAGGAGGAGAUGAGCACCUGGGACACCACUCUCGAGCUCAAGCUCGGGUAUAAGUCCACCAUUAGAGCAGGGUUCCCCAAGCUCGGCCUCGGCGCUCGGGUCAGCAUCUCAGCCGAGUUCUACGGGGCCUACAACUGGGGCGAAACCAUGGAGAAGAAGGUGAGGCAUGAGGUCGUCUAUGAGGCCGCAGUGCCGCCCAGGACCAAGGUCACCGUCAAGGCCGUCGCCGCCAGGAGCGCCGUCACCGUCCCGUUCAACUACCGCCAGGUGGACGUCACCACGGAUGGGAGGGUGAGGAGCAGCAUCAAGAGGGACGGCCUCUACACCGGAAUCAACAGUUACGACUUCAAUUUCGAGACCGUUGAGGAGAAGCUGCCGGAGAGGAACCCGAGCGCUUGA